Messenger RNA from Paralichthys olivaceus (Japanese flounder), 2197 nucleotides. RefSeq names its product transmembrane protein 238-like. Lineage: Eukaryota; Metazoa; Chordata; Actinopteri; Pleuronectiformes; Paralichthyidae. The record is from RefSeq and is a predicted model, not a curated record.
GGCUGGUAUUUUUAUUAUUCAUGUGUUAAAGACCAGGGACUUUAGAAAACAACCAUGGAAUUAACUGGAGAAAGUUCAUAUCCAGAUAUGGGUCAAAGCCUCUGUCCGGACCCUCACUCCGCUCAGGCCUUGGGGUGGUCCUACCUCCACAAGCCCAUCAUAGUGAUGGUGAUGGGAUCUCUGAUGUCUGCUGCAGGUGGACUCCUCUUCCUGCUCCAGUCGACGGGGGUGACUGAAGCCUCCCGCUCCGUGGCCUCAGCCUGCGUGACCAUCGGGCUGAUGUUCGUAGUGAUGGGCCUGGUGUGGAUCCCCGUAUUGAAGGAGAAGCAGAGGCGGAAAGGGUUCAGCCUGGGGGCUUGAACCGCACACGAAGAUGGGACUGAGCUCAUGAAGUAUUGAAGAAAUUUGAGGGAGCUGUGGAUGUUAAGUGGCAGAUAUUUCUAUUGUUCAUGUGUUAAAGAUUCUUAGACAAAAGGGGAACGAGGCAACAUUGGAUGAAACUGGAAAGACUUAAUUUCCAAAGCCUAUAUGUGGUGCUAUACAUCCACAAACUCAUUGUGUGGUGUUGGAAUCUGUGAUGUCUGCUGCAAUUGUCGGGGGUGACUGAGGCCUCCCGCUCUGUGGCCUCAGCCUGCGUGACCAUCGGGCUGAUGUUUGUCAUGAUGAGCCUGGUGUGGGUCCCUAUACUGAAGAAGAAGCAGUGGCGGUAAUGGUUCAAGCCCCCAGGAUGAACCGUUCAGAAGAUGGGAAUGACCCCUUGAUGUGAAAGUUGUAACACUGUUAUUGUCGCCGAUGACGCAACCUAGAAACGUUCAAUGAAGUCGCAGAGCUGGUGCUGAUAACCGCUUGUGUACAUUGUACUUUGACCAGAGUCACAGGAGGUUGUUUCAUGUGUUUCUGUCAAGUACAAUCACGCACACCUCACUGUCCUGCACCUGCUGCUUCAGACCUGCUCCCACAUCUGGAUUUUGGUUUGGAGGACCUCCACUGCCACCAUGUCAACAUCUGUCCAGGUCGAGCCCGUCACUGAGAAUAGCUACGAAGGAGUCGGUCGCUGCAAGUGCUCCUUCUGGUUCGCCGUGGCCCACGACAUACUCGGCGUGUUCAUCAUGAUGGUGGGGGUGUUCGGAGGCCUGGUGAUCCACGACCUGUUCAUCUACGCUGGGGCCAUCGUCAUCUUCCUUAGCCUGAUCUGGUGGGUGUUCUGGUACUCUGGCAACAUCGAGGUGCCGCCGGAGGAGCUGGAGGAUGACGUGGGCAUGACCAAGCUGAGAAACCGGAGCCUCGGCCGGGCGGUGAGGCGCAUGUCCAGCCGCUUCAGGAACUCUUUCAGGAAGAGCAGCAGGAACACAGACGUGGGGCUCGCCACUAUAUAUGACAACACCAUCUCCUCAACACCUAAACAACUCGAGAGAGAGACACUGUCAAUAUGAGCUCAUCCAUCCCGGUCAAAGAGACAAUGAACUUUAUGUUUGUUUCAUUUGUUCGUCUGUUUCUUCUGCUGAAAAUGUUUCUGUUUUUGCUCCAGUAAUGAUUAUACAGCAGUAAAGUCGUGUGUAGAUAAGACCCACAUGUUCUUAUCUCACUGAUAAAAGGAAAACUUUGCACAAUGUUACUCUGAUUCAGACACCACAGCUUUCUAAUCUGUUGUUUUUAGUCGUGUUUGGUUGAUUCACAGACUUUGAAAAGUUUCUGCUUAUUUAUUUGAUGUAUAAAUGUAAAUUAAAAUGUCAUUAUCUCUAUUGAUUGUAUUAUGUAUUAUCAAUCUUUGUGGAAAUGUUAACAUCACUGGUUGUUGAAAUAUUUGUGAUGUCACUAAUCGUGCUGGAGGGUGCGUGUUCCAAACUGAGAUCUCAGAGGAAAACAAAUAAAUGUUAAAUGGAUCUUUUCUAGUCUUGAUGACCACUCAAAGUGCUUCACCCGUUUACACACACAUGCAGACAGUGCAGCACUCUAUCAUAAAUCAAUCUCACACACACACACAGCGGCUCAGUGUCUUGCCCUAAGACAGUCACAAGGAAUGGAAGAACAGGGGAUUGAACCACUGACCUUCUGAUUAGUGGACGCCCCGCUCUACCUCCUCAGCAACAGCCGGUCAAAUAAAUCUACUUCUUUUGCAAAGGCUGAUUAAGCAUUUUUGACCUCAUCCAUUUAUAACAGUGUGUGACUUAAAUCAAUAGAUUUUGUAAACAAUCAA